UUUAGGGGAAACGAGUCACGGUCACCUGCAAAAUAAAGAUCUGUAGAACCCUGGCAGGGAAGCCUACCCGAAGGCAGGAGCGUUAGCAGCCCCAGCUCUGGCUGCCCUCACCCCUUCUUCUGCCCACGAACCCGUCCCACCCAUUCCUCGCCACCCCUAGCCUCGCGGCUGCCUUCUCCCAACUCCUCCCCUCCCUCCUGGUUUGCACCCUGGCCAUUGCCACCUGCGGACCGACCCGACCGAGUGGCCUGGAGCCACUGCGGGGCAGCGGGAUGAAGGUCGCUUCGCUCGACGGUCGCCAGCUCAGGAAGCUGCUGCGCCAGGACACGGCCCGCUGUGUGGUGCUGGACUGCCGGCCCUACCUCUCCUUCGCCGCCUCCAGUGUGCGGGGUUCGCUCAACGUGAACCUCAACUCGGUGGUGAUCCGGCGGGCCCGGGGCGGCGCCGUGCCGCUGCGCUUCGUGGUGCCCGACGAGGCGGCCCGGGCGCGGCUGCUGCAGGAGGACGGAGCCAGCGGAGCGGCCGUGAUCGUCCUGGACCAGGGGACCCGUCACUGGCAGAAACUGCGGAAGGAGAGUACGGCGCACAUCGUCCUGGGCACACUGCUCUCCAGCCUCCCAGCCGGCCCCAGGAUCUGCUUUCUCAAAGGAGGAUAUGAGACCUUUUAUUCACAAUAUCCUGAGUGUUGCGUGGAUGUAGAACCCCUUUCACAAGACAAAACCGAAACAGAGAGAAACCUCAUCAGUCACUGUGAGAAACAGAACAUGAGCCGAAAACCUGCUUAUGAUCAGGGUGGUCCAGUUGAAAUUCUACCAUUCCUCUACCUUGGCAGUGCUUACCAUGCUUCUAAGUGUGAGUUCCUUGCCAAUCUCCACAUCACUGCCCUACUCAAUGUUUCCAGGAAAAGUUCAGAUUCCUGCACCUCUCAGUUCGACUACAAGUGGAUCCCAGUAGAAGACAAUCACACUGCAGACAUCAGCUCUCAUUUUCAGGAAGCAAUAGACUUUAUUGACUGUGUCAGGCGAACUGGUGGCAAAAUCUUGGUUCACUGUGAGGCUGGAAUCUCCCGCUCCCCCACCAUCUGCAUGGCUUAUCUCAUGAAAACCAAGCGAUUCCGCCUGGAGGAGGCCUUUGAUUACAUUAAGCAAAGGAGGAGCAUGAUCUCACCCAACUUUGGCUUCAUGGGCCAGCUCCUGCAGUAUGAAUCAGAGAUACUAUCUUCUAUGCCCAACCCCCAGGUUGCCUCCUGCAAGAGGGAGGCAGCAGCUGCAUCGUUCUUUGCCGAUGAAUUGACUCUGAGCCCAGGGUUUGAAGGCUCUUGCUACACGUUCCCUACCUCUGUGCUGACAACAGUGCCCAUCCACUCGCCGGUCCAUCAGCUGAAGCUGAGCCCCAUUACUGCAUCUUCGACCUGCUGAAGGCAGGUCGAUGGGGGGGGGGUGUGCUGAGAGCAACUGUGAUUUUUAAAACUCAAGACAUUUCAUAACUGUGCAAUACUGAUGACCUCAAGUCAAGUGGUUCUGGGAGGCAGAGGUGUUUCUGCUCCAGAGCCAGGUUUGCAAGCAUCGAUUAGACUAAAUGGACUUUGGGGAAAGGUUCUCAUUGGAGUGUUACCAUGGGACACCAAGCCAUUCAUGUGCUGUGAGGUGCGCCAACUACUGUGCUUCCAGGCCUAAAACUUCCUGGCUGCUGGAAGACUUCUUUGUCCUCUUCCUCCUUUUCCUCUUUAAAGGACACUUUCAGUCCUUACACCUCAUGGUCUGCCUUUUUUCAUUCCUAAUUGUAGGCAAUAAAUACCUGCAGCAGCCAAGGGAGAAGACCUUUUAAAAAGCCAAUUUACUCUGAAGGAAGCACAAUUUCUCACCUUGAGUUUCUUAGGUAGUAAAGCCAGAAUUUUGGCUGGAUUUGGCCAACCUACUUUAUUUUUUAUUUUAGUUUUUCUUUUUAAAUAACUGUUUCCUGUGACUUCAGGGCAUGAGCUGAUGAUCAGCUCAUGUCAGGAAAAUAACUGUGCCAGGUCUGUCCCAUUAGGAACAUUGUAUAUGGCUCUUGAGAGCUUCCAAUUUCUAAAGAGUAUGAUGGAGAUUAGACCAUUAUACAAACUCUUGUGGUAGCAGAAUAGAGGUCAGUUUCAUUGGGACAGGUGGCUGAGUUUUAGGGGGAGGAGGUUCUGGGUUUCCCAUUGCUUUUUUGAGCUAAUACUCCUAUAGGCCAGGUGGAUUCUUGGGUGAAGCAGAGGGACCCAGCUGGCCACUUAAGAUAGAGCCUACUCUCCAGCAUAGCUCUUGCCAUACUUGAAUAUCUCCUGACAUACCCUGAAACAUAGAGACACUUCUACCUACCAUUUGAAAAAGGUAACUGCUGAAUUAUAGACCAAAAACAACCAACCCCCAUCCAGCUCCUUUAAAAUAAAAAAAAAGAAAACAAUACCUUCUUGUGCUCUGUAGGUCAAUAGCAUUGAAAAUUUGAUGUACUCAGUUUAGCUUGCCUGUUGUAUGUGCUUGCCUACUUUGUGUGUGUGUGUGUGUGUGCGUGUGUGUGUGUUUAUUUGUGUAUAUAUCUGUCUGCUCACAAAGGACUGUACUGUGUGUUUCUGUAACAUCAUUCCCAUCCCUGCCCUGAAGGUCGUCUUUAAGCUAUUGGCUUAAUGUCAUUUUUUUUGUAGAUCUGCAGUGUCAUCCAAAAACAUGGUACUUGUCCAUCAGUUAUUCCUCCAGGGUAAGAGGCAAUAAUUUCCUGAAAUACAUAAAUAACAUGAAUGUGAAGAAAGCUGAGAUGUACUGAGAUGUUGUUGGUUGCUUUUUUAUAAUACAAAAUAAAAAUGUAAAAAAUAUAUGAACCUUUCUUCUGUGCCUCUGGGUAAUGUGGCAGAGGGUUUGGUAAUACAUACAUACAUCAUCACAGGAAUUUGUGCCCAAAUAGUCUUUGAUGGAUCAUAAAUCCUCAAUAUACAUAUCAUCCUGAAUACAUAUAGUAGUGUCUGGGUUUUUAUUGAGCAGCCAUUGGUAUGAGUCAUGUUUAGGAAUUAAAUUAAAAUUAAAUUAAAGUAUGGGGGGAGGAGAGAGGUUGAUGGUUAGGGAGGACCAGUGUUUUCCAGACUCAUUCUAACUUCAGCUUAUGUUUUGGCCCUCUAAUGUGGAUCUUCCCUCUAUCACUACCCUUGCCUUAGGCUUGUGAAGUUGAUUUUUUUUGGGGGGGUGAGGCAAUUGGGGGUUCAGUGACUUGCCCAGGGUCACAUAGCUAGUAAGUGUCAAAUGU
Dromiciops gliroides (monito del monte) is the source of this 3258-nucleotide messenger RNA. It is a transcript of the gene DUSP5, whose product is annotated as dual specificity phosphatase 5. Gene Ontology annotation, molecular function: MAP kinase tyrosine/serine/threonine phosphatase activity; protein tyrosine/threonine phosphatase activity. Gene Ontology annotation, biological process: negative regulation of MAPK cascade; protein dephosphorylation; endoderm formation. The transcript has 4 exons. The coding region runs from base 273 to 1418 and encodes 381 amino acids. Gene Ontology annotation, cellular component: cytoplasm; nucleus. The record is from RefSeq and is a predicted model, not a curated record. NCBI's taxonomy places the organism in Eukaryota, Metazoa, Chordata, Mammalia, Microbiotheria, Microbiotheriidae.